Contarinia nasturtii (swede midge) is the source of this 2241-nucleotide messenger RNA. It is a transcript of the gene FipoQ, whose product is annotated as F-box/LRR-repeat protein 2. Gene Ontology annotation, cellular component: SCF ubiquitin ligase complex. Bases 521 to 2056 code for a protein of 511 amino acids. The transcript is spliced from 7 exons. The record is from RefSeq and is a predicted model, not a curated record. Lineage: Eukaryota; Metazoa; Arthropoda; Insecta; Diptera; Cecidomyiidae. Gene Ontology annotation, biological process: SCF-dependent proteasomal ubiquitin-dependent protein catabolic process; positive regulation of protein ubiquitination. Gene Ontology annotation, molecular function: protein binding.
AUACAAUUUGUGAUUAUUCUGCGAUUCGGCACAGACGAGUUAGCUCUCGUUUUAGCGUCGUCAAAGGGUCCGAUCACGUUAUUUUAACAUACAGUUCAAGAUCGUAAAUCGGCGAAUAAUUACAUUUUGCUGGCGCUGCAUUGCAUAUCCACCUUAAAAGCAUUGCAAUUGAGUUCAAAUUCUUAAUACAUAGGGAACUAUGCAAAAAAUUACAUUGAAUUAUUGAAAAAAAAGCUUCAAUCAAAAAAAAUAUUGUUGUUUAAAAUUAUUUUAUUUUUUAUUUUAAUGGAAUAAAAGUGUGUGACGACGCUUUUACUAACACUUCCGAAUCGCUGAAAAAGAUUUUUUGGUAAAUCAUGGUAAAGGUCUGUUAAAAAAACACCCAUAUAAGGAUGGAUUCAAUUUAAUGUGUCGUGUCUUAACCAUAUUCAAAUUAACGGUAAAACAUUUUAAGUGGAAAAGUGAAUUAAAUAUUGUAAAUCAUUAGAAUUAGCACAUUUGAAUUGUAUAAUAAUCAGUCAUGGAUACAUGGGGAGCAUUGACCAAUGCCACCUCAGUGAUGUCACGAGAUGACCUGAGCAUCCGACGAAAAAAUGGAAUCACGAUUGAUAAGCUUCCCGAUAAAGUUCUUUUGAACAUUUUUUCGUAUGUAUCGCAUCGUGAAAUAUGUCGAAUGGCACGGGUGUGCCGUCGCUGGCGUCAAAUGGCUUACGAUACACGAUUAUGGCGAAAUGUAUCGUUGCGCCCUGAGGUGUCCGGUUUGCACGUUGGAUCUCUCGAUAUGCUGUUGUCAUUGAUUUCGGUUCGAUUUGGAGCCUCAUUGCGUUACAUUGAGCUGCCAAUUGAGCUAAUUACACACACAGUACUGCAUGAAUUGGCCGCUAAAUGUCCAAAUUUGACACAUAUGCUACUGGAUUUUUCGACAGCUAUGCAGUUACAUGAUUUCAGUGAAAUGCAAGCCUUUCCCACCAAAUUGCGCUACAUGUGCAUCUGUUUGUCAGAAGUUAUCUUUAUGGAAGGUUUUAUGCGAAAAAUUUACAACUUUAUCAAUGGUCUUGAGGUACUCCAUUUGAUUGGCACUUAUGAAAAAGUCGAAGAAGAAGAAGAGGAAAUCUACGAAGUCAUAAAUGUACACAAAUUGAAAUCAGCCACACCAAAUCUCCGUGUCAUCAAUCUAUUUGGCAUAAAUUUCAUUGAUGAUUCACACAUCGAUGCUUUCAGCUCAAACUGCAUUCAGCUGGAAUGCUUGGCGGUGAACUACUGUAACAAAGUGACUGGAUCAACACUUAAAAUGUUAAUUCAACGUUCUAAGCGUCUAAUGUGCCUCCUAAUGAAUGGAACAAGUCUCAAGUCGGAAUACGUGAUGCAAGUUGAGUGGGAAAAGUGUGCAUUACAAGAAUUGGAUAUCACCGCAACGGAUUUAUCAACUGAAUGUCUUAUUGAUCUUCUAACUCGUAUUCCAGCGUUGAAAUUUUUGGCCGCCGGUCAAAAUAAUGGAUUUAACGAUUCGGUAUUGAAAGCUUGGUCAGAAAGUGGCAAAACGGCACAAAGUCUCAUCGCUUUAGAUUUGGAUUCAUCAGAUAAUUUGACAGAUGAGGGUAUUCAUAAAUUCUUGCAACGACAUGGACCACAAUUACACGCUUGCGUACUGUCGGGAAUGCCACAUAUCACCGAUCAACUGUGGAUGAGCGUCUUACCUAUCCUGACAAAUGUCAAAAUCAUUGUCAUGGGAACAAAUGAAAAAAUUGGCGUUAAUAUUCAUGUCGAUCAAUUGAUGGAUACGAUCGCAUCAAAUUGUGCGAAUUUGGAACGCUUGGAAUUGAGAUGGGAUCCAGAAAAUCUUCGAUUUUCGGACAAAAGUCAAAAGGCCAUCGAUUUAUUCCGUGUGAAAUGUUUGAAAAUGAGAUGCAUGGUUUUGAGCGAUGGACGUUAUUAUGAAACCGUUAAAGCGAAUUUCGAACGGGCCGAUCGUACCACGGUUGUUCGCACAACAACAUGUUGCCGAGUGUCGGCAUACCAUUUGCUACGCAACUAUGGCGAUUUAGUUUUCAAUUGAUUAGUUUAUUGUUACGUUUACUUUCUAUACAUGUUUUUGGUUGCUAUCGAAACAAAACCUCCCACAAAAAAAGGUGAAUGUCGACUUUUCGGUAUUCUAAAAAACUGUAUGGUUUUGUAAGAAUUCAAUUAUUUUUGUCAUCAAAAAUAUACAAUUUAAUAAAUUCAAAAUUAUCACAAAAAAUA